AUGGAAACUGUUCCGCUCGAAUUUGGAAACGCUGAAAAACGAGCCGCAUGGGAAACAGCGUUUCGUGAGGUCAAGACAGCAUUGAUCAACCAACAAAUAUCUGCACCACCUGCUCAGCUGAAAUCUGUAAUUGCUCAUCAAACUCGGCCGGGCUUACAGCUCUGUGCUGCAACAGUUGUUCCUGGAAAAAGACCCGACUCUGCCCCUUAUGUAUGGCUGUGUGCUAGUGAUAAAUUCAGCGGGCAAGUUGCCGUAGUCUCCCUUGAGAAUGGCGAUGCAUGUAUCGAAAGCUGUGCUGGAAUCGGUAAUGCGGCUGUUACAGCCGUAUGUACAGUACCCCCACCGCCCAGAAAACGAAAACGGAAAGUCAGAUCGCAGAAAUCGCUUGACCAUUUAGCUAAGAGUGAGACCGUUUUUGAUAGGAACAGUGGGGAGUCUUCCGAUUCCGAUGACGAUAGCAAUUCUGGUCAGAUAAGUGUAUGGAUAGGAAAUGAUGAUGGAGAAGUAUUUGUCAUUAAUUCCACCGAACGAGUGAGAACUCGAGCUCGUGAACGUGUUGCCAGAUUGAAUUAUCCAGUAACUGCAAUCGUUCCUGUGGCUGGCUACGUUUUCGUAGCGACUGCCAGCACGACAAGUGUUCAACUGCUUCGAUUUCAAACAUCCGCAGAGCGCUUUUGGGAACUCGAUAACCCUACUUCUCUAAGCCAUUCCCUAACCAGACCAGUCUUAGCGAUGUGUCAAGUUGGCAGACGUCUGCUUUUGGCAAGUGGUUACCAAAUUCAUUCUAUGGAUACGGAGGAUAGUGGCUGGGAGUUGCCCGUCGACGUGGUGGCACCAACUGAGGCGAUUGCACUAAUGACAUCAUCUGGGUCCUAUCUUUUCUGCUGCGCACGAAAAUCCACAAAUAUUUAUGUUGUGGAUGCAUUUUCUCUAAAAGUUGUAAAUCAUUUUGGAAUUGCUACUUGCAUUAGAAAUCAGCUUGCGGGUGAGUAUAUAUUUUUGGGCAACCAGUCCAAAUGGUUGCAAAUUUGUGAUUGUUUAGGUCGAGAAGAUAUCAUACGGGAACACAAAAUGGGCUGCUUACGGAUAUCAUGUAUCACCGUGGCAACUUCCCAACUUUGGAUAGGUACUUCAGCCGGAAUCGUCAUAUCAACACCUCUUCAUUGUGCAAAAACUCAACCAAACCCUCCUCUUUCAGUUCGCGAAAUGGGUCAUGCUGGUCCAUGUCGGGUGCUCAUUCCAAUUAAUGUCGCGUUGACGAGGAAAGCCAGACGCAUGUCUUUGAACGUGCCAUCUCAGCAGGCUUCACAGUUGCUAGUUGCAAGUUGUGGUGAAGGUCUUGACGAUCGGACGGGUACUCAAGAUCCUGCAAAUGACGCUGUCAACCACCUGAUAUUUUGGAAAUGCCCACAAUUAUGCGAGUCCAGCUAG
Molecule: messenger RNA, 1431 nt
Organism: Strongylus vulgaris
Lineage: Eukaryota; Metazoa; Nematoda; Chromadorea; Rhabditida; Strongylidae
Source: the annotation of a GenBank genome assembly